Molecule: messenger RNA, 1776 nt
Organism: Rodentolepis nana
Lineage: Eukaryota; Metazoa; Platyhelminthes; Cestoda; Cyclophyllidea; Hymenolepididae
Source: the annotation of a GenBank genome assembly
AUGAAUUCGCGACUUGCGAAAUCUGGAUGCGCUACCGUCCUAAAAGGCGUUGAACUUCUUAAAGAACCCUUCAGGAAUAAGGGUUUAAAUUUCACCGAAGCUCAACGCCAUGAGGAAAAGGUGAAGGGUUUACUUCCAGCUCUGGUAGAUAAAAAUGGCGCCUUCCUGGAAAAUCUUAGCAUGGAACGUCUUAAGCGCAUUGCCUCCGAUUUUGACAAAUAUGAGUAUCUGAUGCACAUCUUUGACAACAAUCGAGACCUUUUUUUCCGUCUCAUGAACCUCCACACUAUCGACCUGAUGCCCUUGGUUUAUACCCCCACUGUGGGAGCUGCUUGUCAAGAAUAUUCUCUUGUCUACCAACCCGGCAGAGGUUUGUUCAUUCCUAUCACCGAACAUGCAAAUAUUCGUGAAAUUCUGAAAAAUUGGCCAUAUGUUAAGAAAAUCCAGGCUAUUGUGGUGACUGAUGGUGAGCGUAUUCUUGGUUUGGGUGAUUUGGGAUGCUUUGGCAUGGGUAUCCCAGUUGGUAAACUGGCUCUAUAUACUGGUCUUGCUGGUAUUCCUAAUGAUGCUCUUCUUCCUGUCGUCUUGGAUGUUGGUACUAAUAAUGAGAAACUACUCUGUAGUCCCCUGUACUUCGGUCUUAAAAAAAAGCGUAUUACUGGUGAAGACUACGAUAGCUUUAUCGAUGAAUUCGUUCGUGCUUGCGUUGAUGUUUUCGGCAAAGACGUUUUGAUUCAAUUUGAAGACUUUGGCAACCACAAUGCCUUCCGUUUACUCAAAAAGUACCGCGAACAAUACUGCACCUUUAAUGACGACAUUCAGGGAACUGCCUCCGUAAUUCUCUCUGGUCUCCUCACCGCCAGUCGUAUCACAAACCGUCAACUGAAAGACGAAAAUAUUGUAUGUUACGGCGCCGGCGAAUCAAUGAUCGGUUUUGUCAACCUCUUAGUUGAAUGCUUCAAAACACGCUUCGGUUUGAAUGAGGCUGAAGCCAAGAGCCGUAUUUGGAUGGUCGACUCUCGUGGUCUUAUUGUUGAAGGCCGUUCUUCUGGCGGUAUUACUGCCGAGAAGGCUCAUUUCGCUAGACCCAAGGGCUCUGUUAAUGAAAUCAAGGAGCUCAAAGACGUUAUUAUUACUUCCAACGCAACUGUUUUGAUCGGUGCUUCUGCAGUAUCCGGGGCCUUUACCGAAGACAUUCUACAACUUAUGGCAAAGCAAUCUGACCGUCCACUUAUCUUUGCUUUAAGCAAUCCUACUCACAAGUCUGAGUGCACUGCUCAGGCUGCUUACUCCGCUACCAAAGGAAAAUGCAUCUUCGCUAGUGGCAGUCCCUUCGAUCCCGUCGAUGGACAUCGUCCUGGCCAGGCUAACAAUUCUUACAUUUUCCCUGGCCUCAGUCUCGGUAUCAUUGGUGCCAAGAUUCAACCCGUAGCUGAGGAGGACUUCAUAGUCGCUGCUGAGGUAAGUUAUUUAGGUUUAGCGCCCUUCAUUCAAGCGCGGUUAGACUAUCGCCGAUUGAGGGGUCUCAGGUUUAAGUGUUUUAACGGUCCUACACUUUCCAAGAAUGUGGAACAGUCAGAUCUGGACGAAGGAUGCAUAUUUCCCUCGUUGAAAAAGAUUCGAAGCGUCUCUUAUAAAAUUGCUUGUGAGGUGGCCCGCAAGGCCUACACACAGGGUCGUGUCAGACUCACGGAUGAGGAAGGCAACAAAAUUCGCGAGGAGGACUUGGAAGCCGCCAUUCUCAAGAUGGCCAGCUACCCCGAACCACCAAAGUAG